Messenger RNA from Exophiala dermatitidis NIH/UT8656, 1725 nucleotides. RefSeq names its product DNA repair protein RAD50. Gene Ontology annotation, biological process: transmembrane transport. Gene Ontology annotation, molecular function: transmembrane transporter activity. Lineage: Eukaryota; Fungi; Ascomycota; Eurotiomycetes; Chaetothyriales; Herpotrichiellaceae. Bases 1 to 1725 code for a protein of 574 amino acids. The record is from RefSeq and is a predicted model, not a curated record. The transcript has a single exon.
AUGGCGACUACACCGUCACAACCCGAGCAAGCUGUCGAUCCCGACAAGCCCUCUCCAGCCUCGAAGGAAACGUCCGACUCCAAUGGCAAACAGGAACAAGCGCAAGAGCACGCAGCAGCAAACCCGGACGCUGAGCACUCUUACCCUCCGCAGAGCAAGAUGCUUUUCAUUCUCGCCAGUAUAUUCCUGGUUGUGUUUCUGACCGCUCUCGACCGACUCAUCAUCGGGGUUGCAAUUCCGUCGAUCAGCAACGAAUUCCAGUCUCUAGGCGAUAUUGGAUGGUACGGUUCGGCAUAUCUGCUGACAUCCUGUGCCUUCAUGCUUUUCAUGGGCAGAAUUUACACGCUGUACAAUCCCAAGUGGGUGUACUUGGGUUCACUGGUCGUCUUCGAAGUCGGUUCCGCGGUUUGUGGCGCCGCUCCAAACUCCAAAGCCCUCAUCGUCGGCCGCGCCAUAGCCGGUCUCGGAAGCGCUGGCUUAUUCCAAGGAGGCAUCAUCAUCAUCGUUUUCGUCGUCCCUCUCCACAAAAGACCUCAGUACACAGGCCUGCUCGGCUUGGUCUUCGGAGUUGCUAGUGCUGUUGGACCUCUUUUAGGCGGUGCUUUCAGCGACGGACCUGGAUGGCGAUGGUGUUUCUACAUCAAUCUCCCCUGCGGCGGCGCUGUGCUGCUUUUGCUGCUCAUCACUUUGCACAUCCCAGCAGGAAUGCUUCCACGACAGCCAACAACACUGAGGGAGAAGAUAGCAAUGCUUGACCUGCUGGGCCUCUUCUUCUUCCUGCCCUGCGUCAUUUGCCUCCUAUUGGCACUACAAUGGGGUGGAGUCACUUAUAGCUGGUCCAGCGGCCGCAUUAUUGCCCUCCUUGUUGUAUUUGGAGUGUGCUGCCUGGCCUUUCUCGCAGACCAGUGGUGGCGUGGUGACAAAGCCAUGGUUCCAGGGCGCAUUUUUCUUCAACGAAGUAUUCUGGCUGGCAUGUGGUUUGCACUUGUCGCCGGCGGCGCUCUCAUGACCAUGUUCUACUACAUUCCGAUCUACUUCCAAACCGUCAAGAACGCAUCGCCUACCAAAGCGGGCAUCAUGAACCUACCCAUGGUCAUUUCCCUAGCCAUAGCCUCGGUCAUGGCAGGCUUCCUCACACGGGCGACUGGCUACUUUGCACCUUGGAUGAUUCUCUCCUCAAUCAUGACUCCCAUCGCCUCCGGAUUGAUCUCAACCUUCACUCCUCACACAACCCACCCUGCAUGGAUUGGUUAUCAAGUCCUUUUCGGCUUUGGCUUCGGUCUAGGAUUACAACAACCCUCUGUUGCGGCACAAACAAUUCUGUCACGGAAAGAUGUCUCCACGGGCGCAUCACUCAUGCAGUUUUGCCAGGCUCUUGGUGGUGCGGUUUUCAUCAGCGUCGGGAACAAUCUGUUCGACUCGCAUCUCGAGGAUAAUCUGCACAACAUACCAGGCAUAGACAUCAAGUCUGUUGUCGAGACGGGGGCCACGGAUCUGAGGAAAAUGGUUCCCGCGGACGAGCUCCCACGAGUGCUGGUUGCCUACAGUGACGCAUUGCGGACCGCAUUCUACUUGUGUAUUGGCCUGAGUUGUGCGAUGGCUUUCGGAGCUGUGACCAUUGAAUGGAAAAGCGUAAAGAAAGGUCGACAAGCAGGUAAACAGGGGCAAGAGUCUGGCCAGGGAGAGAAGCAGGGAAAUGGGGACACGGGAAGCACCGGUCAUUGA